Striga asiatica is the source of this 831-nucleotide messenger RNA. Lineage: Eukaryota; Viridiplantae; Streptophyta; Magnoliopsida; Lamiales; Orobanchaceae. The record is from the annotation of a GenBank genome assembly.
AUGUGGGUCCCUUCUUCAUACUUUUUGGGAUUACUUGACCGUGCAGCCAUAAAGCAGUCGGCGGACACGACAACAGCAUGGAACACGUGCACCGUCACGCAAGUCGAGGAGACCAAAAUCCUAAUCCGCAUGAUUCCCAUCAUCUUCACCACCUUCUUCAUGAACAUCUGCCUCUCCCAGCUCCAAACCUUCUCCAUCCAACAAAGCAACACCACAAACCGUAGGAUCGGAAACUUCCAGAUCCCCCCAUCCUCCGUCGGCGUCAUCCCUCUCCUAUUCGUAUUCCUACUGAUCCUACUCUACGACCGCACGUUCGUCCCAUUGGCCAGAAAAAUCACGAGAAACCCAAACGGCAUCACGCAGCUCCAGAGAAUCGGGGCCGGCCUUGCGCUCUCGGCCUUAUCCAUGGGGGUCGCAGGUCUCGUGGAGGUGCGCAGGAAAUGCCUAGGCCUAGGCCAGCAGCGGAUGACCGUCUUCUGGCUGCUCAUCCAAUACGCAGUUUUCGGGGUGGCCGAAGUGUUUGUGCUCGUGGGGCUCCUGGAUUUCUUCUACACCGAGAGCUCGUCCGGGAUGAAGUCCCUGGGGACGGCUAUCUCCUGGUGCUCGUACGCGUUUGGCUACUACGGGAGCUCGGUUGUCGUGAGCGUGGUCAACAGGGCCAGCGAGGGGUGGCUGGCAAAUGCUGAUUUGAAUAAGGAUAGAUUGGAGUAUUUCUACUGGCUUCUCGCGGGGCUGAGCACGCUCAAUCUCGGGGUCUACUUGUUGUGUGCGUCGUGGUACAGGUACAACAAGUUAAAGUUGGAGGUGGUGAGACCAAGGGAUUCUUGUUAA